Fusarium falciforme is the source of this 564-nucleotide messenger RNA. RefSeq lists its product as hypothetical. The transcript has 2 exons. The coding region runs from base 1 to 564 and encodes 187 amino acids. Lineage: Eukaryota; Fungi; Ascomycota; Sordariomycetes; Hypocreales; Nectriaceae. The record is from RefSeq and is a predicted model, not a curated record.
AUGUAUUUCUCUACUAUGCUUCCGCUACUUGCGUUUGGCUUCCAUUGCGCUGCUGCAGCUAGUGCACAGGAAUCAGAGGCAAUCGAGCCACUAUUCCUUGAGUUCUCUAUUCAAGAAGUCCUUACCAACACAUCCUGGAUCCCGGUAGUCGAGCCAUGGGCCAGCCAGUAUGUCAGCGUAGUUCGCGAGGGUAGAUACGGCGAUGCCGUAUGGGCACGGUAUCACAUUGCGGGAGAUGUACGCAACGGCAUCGUCGGAGGCACGACCAACAUGACAGUGCUUCAGAGCAUCGAAGAAGAUGCAUUAGGCUAUAAAAUCAGCGACCCGGAGGACUAUGCCAAGGCUGAAGCAUUCUAUGCCCAGACAAGCGACCAUGACGGACACAAAGACAUCAUUCAGACUCUUUCACAUAUCUACAUCCAAGAUAUCAGUCACCUUGAAGCACGCGUUACAUACUCAACCACAUGCAGCACGGAUUUCAAUGCUGCAAAGGCCGACUGCACCGAGCUGCUCGACAGAAUGUCAACGCGGAGGACGAACAUAGGGGCUCAUCCACUGAUCUAA